GGGACAAGCCCUUAUGGCAUGCUGGAAUGCAUCCGAAUGUAUUUGAUGGACCGGUUCACCAUCCGACGGAAGAUGGCUGCAAAGUUGGAGGAUUGUGUCGGACCCAAGAUAAGGAAGAAGCUUGAGAAGCUAAAAGAAAAGAUUGGAGAUUGUAUGGUGAGAGAGGCUGGUGAAUGGGUGUAUCAGGUGAACACCAAAUUCAAUGAGCAGUUCGUGGUGGAUAUACGGGAUCGGAGUUGCAGCUGUAGGCGUUGGAUGUUGACCGGGUUACCGUGCCCACAUGCGAUUGCUGCUAUUCAGAUGACUGGGGAGGAUGUUGACUCCUUUGUAGCUAAAUGCUACUCAACGGAGUCGUUGCAAUUGGUGUAUGCGCCCAUCAUCUACCCGGUACAUGGACCAGAUAUGUGGCCAAGGACUCCUCAUCCCGAUAUCGUUCCACCUGACCUUACCCGAUUGCCCGGGCGUCCGAAGGGAGCAAGGCAAAAGACGACUGAAGAGCUAGCUGCAAGAAGCAAGAUCAAAGCAAAGGCAGCAAAGAUAGCCCGCCAAGUUGUCACAGUUCGAGAUGGAGAGGAUGGACGCCAGAAAAUGUCGAGGAAGGGACUGAUGCCAGAGUACAAGUGUCGGCUUUGUGGUGAAAAAGGACACAACAAAAGGAGAUGUCCCCAAGGCAUUCAAUUGGGCAAAUCGAAAGGGUCGACGGUUAGGAGGGAGCGUAAUCGUGAUCAGGAACAACAGACUUGUACAUUGUGCAACCAACCCGGCCACAAUAGGGCAAGUUGUUCAAGUGCCGUUGCGGAUAUGUUUGAAGAACCUGGCUCCUCAAAUGCUGCUGCCUCUAUUCCCGCGAAGAAGAAACCACCAAGCAAGGAGAAGGGUGUUUGAUGUUGGCGUUUGACUUUAAAAAUUGUGUUGUGUUGUGUAACAAAUACAAUGAAUAUUUGGUGUUGAUUGUUUUGUGGA
Salvia hispanica is the source of this 963-nucleotide messenger RNA. RefSeq lists its product as uncharacterized. NCBI's taxonomy places the organism in Eukaryota, Viridiplantae, Streptophyta, Magnoliopsida, Lamiales, Lamiaceae. The record is from RefSeq and is a predicted model, not a curated record.